Mycotypha africana is the source of this 706-nucleotide messenger RNA. RefSeq lists its product as uncharacterized. The transcript has a single exon. NCBI's taxonomy places the organism in Eukaryota, Fungi, Mucoromycota, Mucoromycetes, Mucorales, Mycotyphaceae. The annotation marks the transcript as partial. The record is from RefSeq and is a predicted model, not a curated record.
AAAAUGUCGAAACCUACUUAUGAAAAUGUUCUUAUCAAAGCUGUUGGUCAAGAUAACUAUUGGUUUUCUAGUUCAGAAGGAAACAGUGCUGGAGAUUUCUAUUGGUUAUGUAGAGGAAAUAACACAAAUUGCAGAUUUGAUAUAUUUGAAGAUAAUGAUGAUGUUGUUAGAAUAAGAAGACAUUGGGGAGGCGCUUGGUUAGACUGGAAUAAUACACAUAAACAUUUGGCUUUUUAUCCAGCAUCUGGUAACUUUAAAAUAAUAUGGAAUGAGGAUAAAACAUCUUUCAAAUUAUCAAUGGGCGGAUAUAAAGUAUAUAAUUCUAGUCAACCAAACGGUAAUGACUGUUGGUAUGUAAAAGUAGGUUCCGAUUAUUAUACAGAUUUUGAAAUAGUUUAUAAAAAAAUAAGCAGAUAUUAUUUAAACAAAAGACUUUGUUGUGAUUUGGUUACAGUUUACUUUUUAACAUUGAAAUAAAUUUGAUUUUUUUGCUAGCCAUUUGGUUACAGUUUACUUUUUGAAGUAGCUUGUAUUACAUAAUAUUAAUUUUCAAAGCCCAAUGGACGCGAGAUAUUAAACUUAUCUAAAUUGCCCGGGGCAGCUCCAAAGGCUGAGUAGUAUCUAAAAACUCCUUAGGGCUAAGGGUAAAAAGGAUUAUGGACUAAAGGGUUGGGGGAGGGGAAGAGGGUAACCAGUCGAGCAAUAG